CCUGUCUUCAAUUCACUUACUCCCUCACACAGUGAGGAAACGAAGCUUAAGAGAAAGAAACAGAAGUGCAACUAAAGGGGUUAAGGCUGAAAAGGCAGAAACAAAUCGAGAGAGACGACGUCUCCAGUCCGCACAUCCCCAAAGACCUGCAGAGAUGGGCUGUAAGUUAUCGAAGCCCCGUGGUUCAGAUGAAGCUCCGGGGAAGAUCUUCUCCACCCUCAGACGAGCCCAAGUGGAGACACAGUGUGGAGUGGCUUACACAUACCAUUACCUAGACUUCCUGUUAGGAAAAGAAGAAGUUGCAGUGUCUUCACUGCUGUGUCUGUCGUCAGUGAGAGAGCUUCCGGUGCAAGUGUGUGAGUUAUAUCAGAAGGGAUUCAUACUGGCUGCUGUCCAUCCAUUCGUUCACUCCGGCGGCCCUGCCAGCGCUAACCUGCAGAAACAGUUACACCGAGCUGUGCUCAUCAAAGAAACACCCAAUAGUUCCGACAGCAGUUUGCUUAACUGGGUUGGACCUCAUCUCGCUACAGACGUGUGUUACUUAGGUCACCAGGAACCCGACCCAGAAGUUGUACAGGGCUAUGUGAAAAAGGUGCAGGAUUUGGCUGAUCAGGGUGAUCUCUUUGUGGGAUUUUUGCCACAACCUGGCGGUGGUCCAUAUUUCCUUGGUCACUUAGAGACAGACGAGCUUUCCUCCCUGCACUCCAGCCCGUGUUCUGUGGAUCGGAGACAUCUGACCAUCAGCCCGCCGAGCGAGCGACAACAGGAGGACGAUGCCAAUGAGGAUAGUCGAAACCAAAAUCUUGCAAAGUUCGAUUUAGAUUUCCCAGGUCAAGACUUAAUCAACCAGAACCUUCAAAUGCAGGACUCAGAGAGCAGGCAGUGUUGGAAUAACCAAAAUCCUUUCACUGAGAAUCCUCAGUAUCUUUAUGAACGUGAACAUACCCGGGAUGAGGAUUUAAAGAAUCAAGUGGAGUCUACGAUAAGCUUUCGUGCACCAGAGACGCAUCCGGCCCGAGGUACUAAAACAGAGUCUGUGCUGCCUGACUGUGAUUUGGCAGAAAACCAGCAACCAGACCAUAGAGAGCAGGGCAGAAGUCAAGAAAAACACAGCAUGUGCACUGGAACCACCCAGAUGCUGAAUCGCGUACAGGUCUUUGCUCUGUUCAACCACACUAUGGUUCUGUCAGGAUCGCCAAAACUCUUCUCUCUGAGGGUUCCACUGCAUGUGCAAAGGGAGGCGGGGCUUGUUAGCUCGGUUGACUCCCACUGGCUGGAUCACAUGACCCACCACUUCAGAAGUGGUGCCCGGCUCAUCGAUGGCUACUAUCACCUGGGAGCAGAUGCAGCAUCUUCAUUCACGGUGGAGAGUGUUUUCAUCUUCCAAAGUGCCCCUGGUGAUGUCACGGCAACCGCAGCGUAUGAUGCUAUUGUAGUGGAGCAAUGGACUGUGAUUGAUGGUGUUGCUGUGAAGACAGACUAUAUUCCUCUACUUCAGUCUUUGGCUCCGUACGGUUGGAGACUGAUGUGUGUGCUUCCCACCCCUGUUGUCAAAACUAAAAGUGAUGGAAGUCUGGCCACAAAACAGAUCCUGUUUCUCCAGAGACCCACACUGCCUCGCAAGAGGAGAGAACUGACGAAACUGUCCCUCAGAGGUCAAAACAAGAGAAACUCAAAUAGCAAGAAAACUCUGGAGACCGAGAUCGCACCGCUGGCAACGAUCGAGAGAGAAAUGGAAAAGAUGGAUAGAGAACGAACACGUGACACUACCAAAACGGAAAAAGGACAGAAUUUGUCGAAAAUGCCAAAGAGGAGAGAUCAACCAGAAAAGACGCAGGAAUACUGCAUACAGAUGGAUAACAUCGCGUAUGUUAAUAAGGACAGAAUUAAAAUCACCAAUUCUACCAAUCACCAGGUAAAAAGCAUGAUUUCAUGUGCUAAACUAAAGGAAAAAAGACCGGUCGGAACAGAAAGAGCACUAUUCUCAGGAGUCUGCUGACAGUAUUCAUUUAUGCAUAUUGAACCAUUGCAAUAUGUUCAUGUUUAUUCAGGCAGAACGGCGUCUUUUCAGGCCCUCGUCCGCGCACGUACCUCUGCUGACAGAAUAAUUGUCCCGUAAGAUUGCGAGGAGGUCUUUUGAGUCACUUUUGGUAAUUUGGGUGGUAAAGGCUAAUCUUUAAAGGUGAAGUGCGUGCGCAGAAAACUGAGAGACGUGUGAUUUGAGCAAAUCUGUGAUGAUGUUAAAACGCACUGACCUUUCAGAACGUUACACACUUUGUCAAGAGACAGCUUGUACCUUUGUGAAUUUGUUAAAUCAUUUUGUUACAUGCCAUAUUACCGUAUAUACUACAGUAUAUUUUGUUUUCAUCAGUCCAAUUUAUGACCAACAAUAUCCAUGAGCAUUUUUAUUGUAAUGCCCAGUAUAUUGUACUUGAAAUCUGACUUUGUAAAGUAACAGUUGUAGUGGAGGUUUGUGUUUAUGGUUUAAAUAAAAAUGACCAAUAAUGGCUUUCUGAUGACAAUUAAAGGCACAUGACUUAAUAUCAACAGCUUGCAGUUAUCUUUACAUCUAUGUUAAGUACCUUAAAAUGAUAGUUCAUCCAAAAAUGAAAAUUCUAUCAUCAUAUACACAUACUCUUGACAUUUCAAUGACUUUCUUUCUUUUGCAGAACACAAAAAGAGACUUUUUGAAGAAUGUUGUUAAACGGCACCCAUUGACAUGUAUUGGUUUUGUGUCCAUACAAUAUAAGUUAAUGUGUGCCGGUGCUGUUUGGUUACCAACAUUCUUCAAAAUAUCU
This is a messenger RNA of Triplophysa dalaica, 2798 nucleotides long. It is a transcript of the gene rftn1a, whose product is annotated as raftlin, lipid raft linker 1a. The transcript is spliced from 10 exons. The record is from RefSeq and is a predicted model, not a curated record. The coding region runs from base 155 to 1999 and encodes 614 amino acids. NCBI's taxonomy places the organism in Eukaryota, Metazoa, Chordata, Actinopteri, Cypriniformes, Nemacheilidae.